Messenger RNA from Macrobrachium nipponense, 3419 nucleotides. RefSeq names its product splicing factor YJU2-like. NCBI's taxonomy places the organism in Eukaryota, Metazoa, Arthropoda, Malacostraca, Decapoda, Palaemonidae. Gene Ontology annotation, biological process: mRNA splicing, via spliceosome. Gene Ontology annotation, cellular component: U2-type catalytic step 1 spliceosome. The coding region runs from base 369 to 1451 and encodes 360 amino acids. The transcript has 2 exons. The record is from RefSeq and is a predicted model, not a curated record.
AAGAGAUCGAAGUAUUCGAACGCAUGUAAACAGUGCUGUCGAGGAGGAUGUUGUUUACACUAAAAAGUGCCGAGUUUGUGGAAAAGUGUAACCUUCAGCACAUUCUUUAAAUAAAGACACCAUCGAAUAGGCGAUCUGUAAGCUAGGAACUGAGCCAUAAUAGGAAAUCUUCAGAAGAAACAUGAACCUCGAGUAUUGAAGAACAAAAUCAAGUUCCACUACACAUGGUAUCUGUGUCAUUGAAGGAUAAGGGUAAAAAUACUGAGGCAGCUGUUUAGGAUUUCCUCAGAAAUUGUAGUUGCUUGUAAAACACAGGAGGUUAAAGGAUUACAGUCGUGGGUUGAGUCUCUUCUUCUCUGUAGUUCAAAAUGUCAGAACGGAAAGUUUUAAACAAGUAUUAUCCUCCUGAUUUUGACCCUUCUAAGAUCCCCAGGGCAAGAUGCCCCAGAAACAGACAAUUUACUGUCCGUUUGAUGGUUCCCUGUAAUAUCAAGUGUCAUACGUGUGGUGAAUAUAUUGCCAAAGGAAAAAAAUUUAAUGCGCGAAAAGAAGACGUGGAAGACAUGACUUACCUAGGAGUUCGUAUAUACAGGUUUUACAUAAAAUGCCCUGGUUGUCUCGCUGAGAUUUCUUUCAGAACAGACCCAGAAAGUACCGAUUAUGUCAUUGAAGCAGGUGCCCACAGAAAUUUUCAGGCACUGAAAUUGGCUGAAGAGCAGGCAGCUAGGGAAGAAAGAGAAGCCAAAGAAGAAAUAGAGUCCAACCCAAUGUUACUCUUGGAAAAUCGCACACAGCAAUCCCAGUAUGAGAUGGAAGUUCUUGAGUCUUUGGAGGAUCUUCGUGACAUGAAUGAGCGUCAUGCUGGCAUCGAUUUAGGGAAGAUUACUGAAAAAUAUGAAGAGGAAAGAAAGAUGACACAAGAACAACGUGAAGAAGCUGAGAAAUUGGAGGCAUUGAAAGCCUUGGGUUAUGAAAUGAUUGAGGGACAGAUGGUCAAGCGAGUUGCACCUGAGGAUUUGUUAGAAAGUCAGCCCUCAAAAAAACUGAAGCCAUUGGUUGAAAAUACCACCAAAACACAUCAGAUAACACCAGCCAACAAACAUAUAGAUGUCCCCAGAAAGAAUACAAUGAAGUCAAAACUUACAGGAUUGAUUAAAGUAAAGGGUGAUAAAGAUUCCAGCAAAGGUGAGAAGAGCAAUGAAAAUAAAGCGAAUAACUCAGAAAUCCCGAAAGAACAAGACAAAGGUAAGGAAUUGGCAAAAGGCAGUUCAUCAGAUUUACCAGAACCACAAGUAGGGUCAACUCUCUCCUCAAAAUCUGUUGCGACUCUUCUAUCAAGUAAAGCCAAUGCUACAAAAACACCCAGUGGAGUUGCUGCACAAAAGCCAUUAAAUGGACUGUCCUUUUUAGGGGCAUAUUCUGAUUCAGAAUCUGGGGAAGAGAGUACCUGAGUAUGAAGUAAAGGUUUCUUGUUGUAUAUUCAUAGAAUCCUGUAUAUAUUACCAGUGUUAAAAGCAGAGAUAAGUGAUUUGUUUAUGACAGUUAGUUCUGCUGUUGCUUUUUAUAUACUUUUAUCAUCAUCCACAUUGCCUUCAGUGCCACACGACUCAAAGGGCCUCUGUGAAAUUCUGCCACUCGGCCACUCAUCUCCAGCCUGCCUUCUCACAGUGCUUAUCUAAGUAGAUUAGGGUCUUCCAACUCUUCUGGUGCCAACAGGAACAAAGCUGACAUUACCACAUAUUUUUAACUCCUAUUACUCUUUUUGAAGCUUUAUUUGCAAAUUGGCAAACUCUUUUAAGAAAAAGUUUCAUUUACAUAAUAUGAUUCAUGUACAUAUAGCAGUACAGAUUGCACAAGACUUAUCUUAUUUUUUUAUUUGUAUGCAGUUUCAGUCUUAUUUGGUUUGCAUUUUAAAGGCUCACUAAACUCCAGCUCGAAAGAUCUUGUGCUGGAUUUCAGUGUUUUUUUAAUAUUUAAGUACUUUAUAUAUAUGUAUAUUAUAGAUGAUUAGUACUGCAUGUAUUUAUGUUACAUUUGUGUUUUGUUUAUUUACCUCCUGCUUAAAAAACAUUUUGGCCAGUGCUAAAUAUUGCACUUCAAGAUUAUGAAAUUAAAUGCAUUCAACAAGCAGUAUUAUUUUACUUCUAUGCUGAAUCAUGAGAUUGGCCAGUGAACCUUGCUUAGGCCCCGUCCACACGGUGGAGCUUUGGUUGACGAACUUUGUCCAAUGUGACGUCAGAAGCGGAGAAACAGCGGGAAAAGUCAGAACUUUACCGCAGUUUCUCCGCUUCUGACGUCACAUCGAACAAAGUUCAUCGAGCAAAGCUCGGCCGUGUGGACGGGGCCUUACUUUGCCCUCAAGCAUAGUAAUAGAGUGAAUUCCUUAACAACUUGGUUCCUUAAGCAUACCCUUCAACCAUCAUUUUGUUUCUUCCUACAGGUGGAGUUGCAUUUUCAUGAUUAUUACUUAUUGUUUGAUAAGCAGACAAACCAAGUCAUGCCGUCAUUGUCAAUCAGUGACUGAUUCUAGCUGAAGAAAGGUUUAGUAUGGUAUUUCUUUUUAUAUACAUAUGUGUAUAUAUAUAUACACAGUGGACCACGUAUUCGCGGACUCACACAUUCACGGAUUUCUCUCUGGAAUAUUUCUCCCCAUUAUUCGCAAUUCGCUGUAUUUUUCUAUGAGAAAUAUCCACAAAUUCCUGGUUUUUUAUUUAUAUAUUUAUUUAUUUUUAUUUUUUUAUCAUCAUCAUAAAAUGCACUUUUUGUGAUAAAACUAUGUAAAAAACCAGGUAUACAAAUUUUUUGUGGGAUUUUCUUGAGUUCUAACUGACAAAAUAAGAGGUUUUAAGCAUUUUAAUAGGGGUUCCAACUGUUUGUGGGUUCUAACUAUUCGCGGGGGGUGUUCUAGUAUGCAACCCCCCCGCAAAUAUGGGGGACCACUGUAUUAUAUGUGUGUGUAUAUAUUAAAAUGUACCUAUCAUCAUGCGAGCAAUAAUCUGCAGCAUGAGGAACCAGAUUGUAGUCGCACUUGCUUUCUCACAUGACACCAGAAAAGCUGAAAGACUUGUCACUCCUACCUCAUGAACCCUUUAUCACAAAUGCUGAUGUUCAUAUAAUCUUUCGUUGAUCAAAGUAAAGUUUAUCAUUUCAUCCUCACAGCUGUUUUUAGCUUCUUUUUUCCACCUCCUCUGAACUGUGAGGUCCAAUCCAGUCAUUUCUUUGGAUAUCUGAGGUCCUUCAAACCAUUUACAUUUUCUAACCACCACAGCUGUCCCUUUUCAACAAUAAACUGUCGGUUUACUUCCAAAGACACCUUGUUGUAUUAUUUGUUUAUAUUUCUUAUAGCUUUUAUUAUUACAAUUUUGAUGUUGGUUAAAUGAUUAUGAAAAUUGUAAAUAUACUGCAGUAUUUAUUUCUUA